This is a messenger RNA of Ornithorhynchus anatinus (platypus), 7315 nucleotides long. It is a transcript of the gene MYH9, whose product is annotated as myosin heavy chain 9. The transcript is spliced from 40 exons. Gene Ontology annotation, molecular function: ATP binding; actin filament binding; cytoskeletal motor activity. NCBI's taxonomy places the organism in Eukaryota, Metazoa, Chordata, Mammalia, Monotremata, Ornithorhynchidae. The record is from RefSeq and is a predicted model, not a curated record. The coding region runs from base 1 to 5883 and encodes 1960 amino acids. Gene Ontology annotation, cellular component: myosin complex.
AUGGCUCAGCAAGCUGCCGACAAGUACCUCUAUGUGGAUAAAAACUUCAUCAAUAACCCCCUGGCUCAGGCCGACUGGGCGGCCAAGAAGUUGGUGUGGGUCCCUUCGGAGAAGAAUGGGUUUGAGCCUGCCAGUCUGAAAGAGGAAGUGGGCGAGGAGGCCACGGUGGAGCUGGUGGAGAAUGGCAAGAAGAUCAAGGUGAACAAGGAUGACAUCCAGAAGAUGAACCCCCCAAAGUUCUCCAAGGUGGAGGAUAUGGCGGAGCUCACCUGUCUGAACGAGGCCUCGGUCUUGCACAACCUGAAGGAGAGAUACUACUCGGGCCUCAUCUACACCUAUUCAGGCCUCUUCUGUGUGGUCAUCAACCCUUACAAGAACCUACCCAUCUACUCUGAAGAGAUCGUGGAAAUGUACAAAGGGAAGAAGAGGCAUGAGAUGCCCCCUCAUAUCUAUGCCAUCACAGACACCGCCUAUCGGAGCAUGAUGCAGGAUCGAGAAGAUCAGUCCAUUCUGUGCACGGGUGAAUCGGGAGCUGGAAAGACCGAAAACACCAAGAAGGUCAUUCAGUAUCUGGCUCAUGUUGCUUCUUCACAUAAGAGCAAAAAAGAUCAGGGUGAACUGGAGAGGCAGCUGCUGCAGGCUAAUCCCAUCCUGGAGGCCUUCGGCAAUGCCAAGACAGUGAAGAAUGACAACUCCUCGCGAUUUGGCAAGUUCAUUCGAAUCAACUUUGAUGUCAACGGCUACAUUGUCGGAGCCAAUAUCGAGACGUAUCUGUUGGAGAAAUCACGUGCCAUUCGUCAGGCCAAGGAGGAAAGGACCUUCCAUAUCUUCUAUUAUCUCCUGUCAGGGGCUGGAGAACACUUAAAGACCGAUCUCUUGUUGGAGUCAUGGAACAAAUAUCGCUUCCUGUCCAAUGGGCAAGUUACUAUUCCGGGUCAACAGGACAAGGACAUGUUCCAAGAGACCAUGGAGGCCAUGAGGAUCAUGAGCAUUCCGGAUGAUGAGCAGAUAGGUCUGCUGAAGGUGAUUUCGGGGGUUCUCCAACUAGGCAAUAUUGCCUUCAAGAAGGAGCGCAACACCGAUCAAGCGUCCAUGCCCGACAACACAGCCGCCCAGAAAGUGUCCCACCUUUUGGGAAUCAAUGUGACAGAUUUCACCAGAGGAAUUCUCACCCCCCGCAUCAAGGUGGGGAGGGAUUAUGUCCAGAAAGCCCAGACCAAAGAACAGGCCGACUUUGCGAUCGAGGCUUUGGCCAAAGCUACCUACGAACGCAUGUUCCGCUGGCUGGUCAUGCGUAUCAACAAGGCUCUGGAUAAGACCAAGAGGCAAGGGGCCUCCUUCAUUGGCAUCUUGGACAUUGCUGGUUUUGAAAUCUUCGAUCUGAACUCCUUUGAGCAGCUGUGCAUCAACUACACCAACGAGAAGCUGCAGCAGCUGUUCAACCACACCAUGUUCAUCCUGGAGCAGGAAGAGUACCAGCGGGAGGGCAUCGAGUGGAACUUCAUCGACUUUGGCUUGGACCUGCAGCCCUGUAUCGAGCUCAUCGAGAAGCCGGCUGGUCCUCCCGGCAUCCUGGCGCUGUUGGAUGAAGAAUGCUGGUUUCCAAAAGCCACCGACAAGAGCUUCGUGGAGAAGGUGGUGCAGGAACAGGGCACUCACCCUAAAUUCCAGAAGCCGAAGCAGUUGAAGGACAAAGCUGACUUCUGCAUCAUCCACUAUGCUGGCAAGGUGGAUUACAAAGCAGACGAAUGGCUGAUGAAGAACAUGGAUCCUCUGAACGAUAACAUCGCUACUCUUCUCCACCAGUCCUCGGAUAAAUUUGUGUCUGAGCUGUGGAAAGACGUUGACCGCAUCAUUGGGCUGGACCAAGUGGCUGGCAUGUCUGAAACUGCCAUGCCAGGGGCCUUCAAGACCAGGAAGGGUAUGUUCCGUACUGUGGGUCAGCUCUACAAAGAGCAGCUUUCGAAGCUGAUGGCCACUCUGAGGAAUACCAACCCCAACUUCGUCCGUUGUAUCAUCCCUAACCACGAGAAGAAGGCUGGCAAACUGGACCCCCACCUGGUUCUGGACCAACUGCGCUGCAACGGGGUGCUCGAGGGCAUCCGCAUCUGCCGGCAGGGCUUCCCCAACCGUGUCGUCUUCCAGGAGUUCAGGCAGAGAUAUGAGAUCCUGACUCCAAAUUCAAUUCCCAAAGGAUUCAUGGAUGGGAAGCAGGCGUGUGUGCUGAUGAUCAAAGCCCUAGAGUUGGAUUCCAACCUGUACCGCAUUGGGCAGAGCAAAGUGUUCUUCCGAGCUGGCGUGCUUGCCCAUCUGGAAGAGGAGAGAGACCUGAAGAUCACCGAUGUCAUCAUAGGCUUCCAGGCGUGCUGCAGGGGCUACCUGGCCAGAAAGGCUUUUGCCAAGCGCCAGCAGCAGCUUACGGCCAUGAAGGUGCUCCAGAGAAACUGUGCCGCCUACCUGAAGCUGCGCAACUGGCAGUGGUGGAGGCUGUUCACCAAGGUCAAGCCCCUGCUGCAGGUGAGCAGGCAGGAGGAAGAGAUGUUGGCCAAGGAGGAGGAACUGGUGAAGGUCAAAGAGAAGCAGGUGGCUGCAGAGAAUAGACUGACGGAGAUGGAGACCCUCCAGUCCCAGCUGAUGGCCGAGAAGAUGCAGUUGCAAGAACAGCUGCAAGCAGAAACCGAGCUCUGCGCCGAGGCGGAGGAGCUAAGGGCUCGCCUCACCGCCAAGAAGCAAGAGCUAGAGGAGAUCUGCCAUGACCUUGAGGCCAGAGUAGAGGAAGAGGAAGAGAGGUGUCAGCACCUACAGACCGAGAAGAAAAAAAUGCAGCAGAAUAUCCAGGAACUGGAGGAGCAGCUAGAGGAAGAGGAGAGUGCGAGGCAGAAGCUGCAGCUGGAGAAAGUGACCACCGAAGCCAAACUGAAGAAGCUGGAAGAGGAACAGAUCAUCAUGGAAGACCAGAACUGCAAGCUGGCCAAGGAGAAAAAACUGUUGGAGGACAGGAUAUCUGAGUUCACCACCAAUCUCACAGAGGAGGAGGAAAAAUCCAAGAGCCUGGCUAAACUCAAAAACAAACACGAGGCGAUGAUCACGGACCUGGAAGAGCGCCUGCGCAGAGAGGAGAAGCAGCGGCAGGAGCUGGAGAAGACCCGGCGGAAGCUAGAGGGAGACUCCACUGACCUCAAUGACCAGAUCGCCGAGUUGCAGGCACAGAUAGCUGAACUCAAGAUGCAGCUGGCCAAGAAGGAGGAGGAACUGCAGGCCGCCCUGGCCCGAGUGGAGGAAGAAGCCGCUCAGAAGAACAUGGCCCUGAAAAAGAUCCGGGAGCUGGAGUCUCAGAUCUCUGAACUGCAGGAAGACCUGGAAUCGGAACGGGCUUCCCGGAACAAGGCCGAGAAGCAGAAGAGGGACCUGGGAGAGGAACUGGAAGCGCUGAAGACGGAACUGGAGGACACACUAGACUCCACGGCUGCCCAGCAGGAACUCAGGUCGAAGCGGGAGCAGGAAGUGAACAUCCUGAAGAAGACCCUGGACGAGGAGGCGAGGACUCACGAGGCACAGAUUCAGGAGAUGAGGCAGAAACACUCCCAGGCCGUGGAGGAGCUGGCAGAGCAACUGGAGCAGACCAAGAGGGUGAAAGCAAACCUCGAGAAGGCUAAGCAGGCCCUGGAAAGCGAGCGCGGGGAAUUGGCCAAUGAGGUCAAGGCCCUUCUGCAGGGAAAAGGAGACUCCGAACACAAGCGCAAGAAAGUAGAGACCCAGUUCCAGGAGCUGCAGGUGAAAUUCAACGAGGGCGAGAGAGUCCGGACGGAACUGGCCGACAAAGUCAGCAAGCUGCAGGUGGAACUGGACAACAUCACAGGCCUUCUCAACCAAUCGGAUAGCAAGUCCAUCAAGCUCACCAAGGACUUUUCUGCUCUGGAAUCCCAGCUGCAAGAUACACAGGAGCUGUUGCAAGAAGAGAAUCGCCAGAAGCUGAGUCUGAGUACCAAGCUGAAACAGAUGGAAGACGAGAAGAACUCCUUCAAGGAGCAACUGGAGGAAGAAGAGGAGGCCAAGAGAAAUCUGGAGAAACAGAUCUCCACCCUGCAUGCCCAGGUAGCCGAUAUGAAGAAGAAGAUGGAGGACGGUGUGGGAUGCUUGGAGUCUGUGGAGGAAGCCAAGAAGAAGCUGCAGAAGGACUUGGAAGGCGUGAGCCAGCGUUACGAGGAGAAGGUGGCGGCUUUUGACAAGAUGGAGAAGACCAAGACCCGGCUGCAGCAGGAGUUGGAUGAUUUGCUGGUGGACUUGGACCACCAGAGGCAGAUUGUCUCCAACCUGGAGAAGAAGCAAAAGAAGUUUGAUCAGCUUCUGGCCGAAGAGAAGACCAUCUCGGCCAAGUACGCGGAGGAGCGUGACCGGGCCGAGGCCGAGGCCAGGGAGAAGGAGACCAAGGCCCUCUCGUUGGCCCGGGCCCUGGAAGAAGCCAUGGAGCAGAAAGCAGAGCUGGAACGGCUCAACAAGCAGUUCCGCACGGAAAUGGAGGAUCUCAUGAGCUCCAAGGAUGACGUGGGCAAGAGCGUUCACGAGCUGGAGAAGUCGAAGCGAGCCUUGGAGCAGCAGGUGGAGGAGAUGAAGACCCAGCUGGAGGAGCUGGAGGACGAGCUGCAAGCCACCGAGGACGCGAAGCUGCGGCUGGAGGUCAACCUGCAGGCCCUGAAGGCCCAGUUUGAGCGAGACCUCCAGGGCCGGGAUGAGCAGAGUGAGGAGAAGAAGAAGCAGCUGGUCCGACAGGUGCGGGAGAUGGAGGCCGAGCUGGAGGAUGAGCGGAAGCAGCGCGGCAUCGCCGUGGCGGCCAGGAAGAAGCUGGAGAUGGACCUGAAGGACCUGGAGGCCCACAUCGACACGGCCAACAAGAACCGGGACGAGGCCAUCAAGCAGCUUCGCAAACUGCAGGCCCAGAUGAAGGAUUACAUGCGGGAGCUGGAUGAUACCCGCACCUCCAGAGAGGAGAUCCUGGCCCAGGCCAAGGAGAAUGAGAAGAAGGUGAAGAGCAUGGAGGCCGAAAUGAUCCAGCUGCAGGAGGAACUUGCUGCCGCCGAGCGGGCCAAGCGCCAGGCCCAGCAAGAGCGGGAUGAGCUGGCGGAUGAGAUCACCAACAGCAGUGGCAAAGGAGCCCUGGCACUGGAGGAGAAGCGGCGACUGGAGGCCCGCAUUGCCCAGCUGGAGGAAGAGCUGGAGGAGGAGCAGAGCAACACAGAGCUAGUCAACGACCGACUGAAGAAAGCCAAUCUCCAGAUCGACCAGAUCAACACCGACCUGAACAUGGAACGCAGCAACGCCCAGAAGAACGAGAAUGCCCGCCAACAGAUGGAGCGCCAGAACAAGGAGCUCAAGGUCAAGCUCCAGGAGAUGGAGAGCACCGUCAAGUCCAAGUACAAGGCCUCCAUCACCGCCCUGGAGGCCAAGAUCGCCCAGCUGGAAGAACAACUAGACAACGAGACCAAGGAGCGCCAGGCCGCCUGCAAGCAGGUGCGCCGUGCAGAGAAGAAGCUGAAGGAUGUCGUGCUGCAGGUGGAUGACGAGAGACGGAAUGCCGAGCAGUACAAGGACCAGGCCGACAAAGUGAACGCCCGCCUGAAGCAGCUGAAGCGCCAGCUGGAGGAAGCGGAAGAGGAAGCACAGAGAGCCAACGCUUCCCGCCGGAAGCUUCAGCGGGAACUGGAGGAUGUCACGGAGACUGCCGACGCCAUGAACCGCGAAGUCAGCUCCCUCAAGAACAAACUCAGGCGUGGCGACCUGCCGUUCGUCGUACCCCGCCGACUGGCCCGAAAGGGCACGGGUGACUGCUCGGACGAGGAAGUGGACGGCAAGGCAGAUGGUGGCGAAGCCAAAGCUACUGAAUAAUUCUCUUCUCCCCCCCGCCCCGCCCCCGGCCCCUCGGUGUAGAGCGACACCGUCCCCCCCACCCCGCCUCCCCGCCACACACCUCACCCUCCUAGAGACUGCUGCGAUUUCCCCCUCACCCGCCUCCCCUGACCCCCCAGAUCUGGGAGCGUCGGAACUGCAGAACACAGAGAACCCUUCUCUUUCCACGUGCCUUGUAUGUGAAGGCACCCGCCUCCCGGCUACCAACUCUUCUGUGACUCAAAAUAGCAAGGAGUCAGGGCUCAGGACCCCCCAGCCUCGACAGCGCGACCCCGGCUGGGGCUAGGGGUAGCCCCGCCCUCCCCCGCCGGAAACCCCAGCAGCUGAGGCCGGCGGGAAGAGAGGAAGGAGGGACCGGGAUCGAGUGUCUUCUGUUCGUCUAUUUCUCUUCAGAUUAAAGGAGUCUCAUCCGUCGGGUGCAGGGGGCAAGUCCUCUCUGCCUCCCCUCCCCCUGCCCGCUUCUUCCCACCCGUCUGCUGUUGGCAAUCAUGUCUGAUGACCUCACGGCUGCCCGCCGCCUCACCCGCCUGGCUCGGGGGACGGGAUGCUCGGCGGGGAGGGGGUGGUGGCAGGGACACAAACGGCCUCAUCCUGCCUCCCCGUGGGGAGGGGUGGGGGGUGGCGUUGCUUCCAGGGAUGUCUGCCAAAGCCUUACUCUCCCGACUCCGUGUCCGGAACCGGCUCAAGUGCAAUGAUCCCCCACCCUCCUCAAGCCUUUCCUGAGACCCUCCCUUCUCCCACCCCCUUUCUCCCUCUCUCUUUCUCUCUCUCGGGGACCAAAUCUGUUCAACGGUCAGAGACACCCCCCCCUCCCCAAGGGCAGGGCCUGGCGGCUGAGGGGUCAAAAGGGAAAGAGACGGACCCCCACCCUCUCCACUGGUCCCUUCCCUCGUCCUCUCGCGAACCCGCCCCGGGCCCCAGGCCUGCGGCUGGUGGUCGGUUCUGCACCGCUGACCGAGUAUAGUUGAGACCCUUUAAGACCCUUUAAUCUGCACAGAUAUUUUUUUUAAAGUCUUGUAUCUCUCGUAAUGAAUAAUAAAAUAAAGGUCUUUAUCACUGCCUUCCUAUCGGGACCGUGGAUAUAUAGAGAGUAGUCUUUACUUUUUUACACCGUACACUGGUUGCUGGAUUUACCUAUAUUCUUAACUGUAUUGUAUAUGCUGCAUUUAGCAACGAAAACUAACUAGAAAAGUACCAACCCUUCAGUAUAUAGAGCUGCGUCCGCCUUCAAGCUCUGAAUGCAGGUCCCAGUUGCUGUCACCGGAAAAUGACCUUAAACCCUCCCUCUCCCCCACCUUUUUUUAUAUAAUAAAAGUGCCUUAGCAUGUGCUGCGGCCGCCCGCUUCUUACGGAUCCGUGGUUGACGUUAAAGCCACUGGGAAAUACAAUAAAGAUGACCAUGUGCUACAAA